Messenger RNA from Ceratina calcarata, 2941 nucleotides. RefSeq names its product choline/ethanolamine kinase. Gene Ontology annotation, cellular component: cytoplasm. Gene Ontology annotation, molecular function: ethanolamine kinase activity; choline kinase activity. The transcript is spliced from 6 exons. NCBI's taxonomy places the organism in Eukaryota, Metazoa, Arthropoda, Insecta, Hymenoptera, Apidae. Gene Ontology annotation, biological process: phosphatidylethanolamine biosynthetic process; CDP-choline pathway. The record is from RefSeq and is a predicted model, not a curated record. The coding region runs from base 257 to 1375 and encodes 372 amino acids.
UAACUCCACGUCGCGUUGCCGCUUUCUCGAUUUCGACGCCUUUGGAGUUCGAAACGCGUGUAUCGCGUCUGUGUUCACGUACACGUUCUAUCGUUUGCGAAUUGUCGUCUUCGUCUUCGCAUUUACCUUCGUUGUUGCCUCGUGGGUUUACGAGAAUUCGACCAAAGUCAAGGCCACAGCCAAGGCCAAGGCUAAAUCGAUUAGCAUCGAGCAGAGACGAAAAAAAAGGAGAAAGGGGGCGAUUUUCGUACCGUGGAUGUCCGAAGAGAACCCAGAGAUGCGAGAAAUGGCAGCUCGUAUAUGUCGCGAUUACCUUCACGGAGUUUGGAAACACGUCACCGCGGAAAAUAUCAUGCUGAAGCGGAUCAGCGGCGGAUUGAGCAACUGGCUGUACAACGUACAACUGCCGGAUGGAACAGCGCCGAUGAGAGGUGAACCUCGCCAGGUUCUGUUACGAUUAUACGGGCAAAUACACGGAGAAAGAGCUUUGGAAGGACUGAUUACCGAGUCUGUUAUCUUCACCUUGCUGUCGGAAAGGAGGCUUGGGCCCAAAUUGCACGGCAUAUUCCCCGGCGGUCGAAUAGAAGAAUAUAUACCCGCAAGACCAUUGCUCACCAGCGAAUUGGCGGACCCGACGUUGAGCUCGAUGAUCGCUGAGAAGAUGGCUCAAAUUCACAGGAUGCAAGUACCCAUAAGCAAGGAACCAACUUGGCUAUGGGAUACCAUGACCAAGUGGCUGGACACGGCCACGGAUAUUCUCGAGAACAUCGAAGAUAUCGAUGCCCGGAACUUAAAAAAUGUCCACGUUAUACAGACGAUUGAUCUAGAUCGCGAGAUCGAGUGGUUCAGAUCGCUCGUGGCGCGACACAAGUAUCCGGUCGUAUUUUGUCACAACGAUAUGCAAGAGGGUAAUAUAUUGCUGCGACAGAACACCCGAAAACCGGAACUGGUGCUCAUCGACUUUGAAUACUGUUCGUACAAUUACCGGGGAUUCGACAUAGCUAACCAUUUCGUCGAAUGGCAGUACGAUUACACAGCGGCCGAAUAUCCAUUCUUCCACGAACGCCCGGGUUCCGGUCCAACGAAUGAACAAAAGCUCGACUUCGUAAGGAGCUACUUGAGGACAGUCGGGAAAGAAGGACCAUUGGAAGAGGAACGAAUCAUGAUGGAAAUCAAGAUAUUUUCUUUAGCGAGCCAUUUGUUCUGGGGUCUUUGGAGUAUCGUGAACGCCAAACUAUCGCAAAUACCUUUCGGAUAUUGGGAUUACGCGGUUUCAAGAUUUAAGAAUUACCAGUAUUUAAAGGAAAAGAUGACCGUGUCCGGAUCUAUGACGAACAACGACGAUACCGAAAAAAAGAUAACGGUGGUGGAUUGAGAAGGACAAGUGCGCGAUCCCGUUAUGAAAUCGUAGAAUGCCCCUUCUGCGACACGAAGACAAUUUCAAAUUUGCCUGUCGUUACUCGUGCCAGAUGUCUCAUGCGCUUGUAACUAACUUCCCUGAAAGGGGUACAAAAUGCGAGAUGACGUCUAAUUAACCGUAUCAUUCCUUUAUCAAAACUGACGCAUAUCGAGAAGAAAGAGAAGAAGACGAAAUAGGAAAACGUGUAGAAGAGGUUGAAUGGAUUAUUGCUACGCUAGUGGCAUGCAAAAGAACAGAAGAUAGAUGAAAGAGGAAUGAAAGACACGGCUGCGUUAGACAGAGAGGACGAAGACACGAGACGGCAGGACAAAAGAGGAAGUACAAAGGAGAGCAAAAGAGGCGAACAAUGAGAGAUAAGAUGAACCAGAUGGAUAGAGGAAUGCCUUUCGUCUUUACGACAAAGCUGUCCGAAAAAGUAAUCCACCCGAGUUUCGAGACAGUUUUGACAGAUCGACAGAUUAACUCGUUUCGUUUCUAACGAAAAUAUUUCAUCUUCUUUUAGCUUUUUAUAGCACGAUAGCAAGUGCCUUGCCUCCGUAAUUGCGAGGAGCUAUGAGAGUGAAUACGAGUAGACGACGAAGACUCGCGCCCUGUGGACAGCUUUGCCUUACACAAAUCAUAAAUGUGAUCUAGAGGAUAAGAAACGUGUGUCCGACAGUCGAAAUUGUCUCGACACCGUGGAUCGUCGAUUCUUCAGGGAAAAGCUGCUUCAUUUGCAAUUUAGAUUACCGAUUAGUUUUGACCCGAGUUUAGUUUUGGGAGUUGAAAACAUCGGUUAUUUCUACCGUUUACAAUUAAACUUAGAACGUACUUACGUUGUACAUAUAUUCAUACGUCGUACACGCAUGACGCACAUACAUACGUGUAUACAUUCAUGCCAUAAAUGUAUAUGUAUAUGCAUAUGUGGGAAAGUAGUAAAGUUUAAAGUUAAUUAACGGUAACAGUAUAAAGUGCAGGUGUCCCUGAGCGUACGACAUGUACGUAUAUAUGUAGAUAUUGAGUCAAAUGUCUCUGUUCGUCAAGUAUCUUAUUACUUUUCUUGUACCUGAAUCGUAUUUUAACAAUUAUAUUCGUGGUUGAAAUAGAACAUUUUUUACGCUCGACGUUAAACCCAAAUUGUUAAAUGGUAUUUAUGUACUUAUGUAUUAAGCGUUACGCCUUACACAUUGCCGCAUAUACAAUAUACAUAUACAUGUAGUUAAGUACGUAUACAUAUAUUUGAUUGCGUUUCGUUUAUGUUAUUUUUCCACCUAAACUGAAAUUCUUGUUCAUGGAAAUGAUGCCGAACGCAAGUCGAAUCGCGUUGAUUCGACCUAUUCGGGAUCACCGGUAUGUACUCUACGUUUUUUAUACGUAUGUAUAUUGCAUACUCGAGUACUUACACGUAUAGUUGUUACAUGUUUGCGUUGUCUAUUUUAUUUAGAUCUCGGAAAAUUGUGAUCGUGCAUUUUUCAUUAACGCGACAUGCUUUUUUGUUAAAAGAAAAAUGAUAUUUUAAUAAAGUUGAAACAAAUCUUUUAA